Dromaius novaehollandiae (emu) is the source of this 1470-nucleotide messenger RNA. RefSeq names its product Yip1 domain family member 5 (gene YIPF5). Gene Ontology annotation, cellular component: membrane; trans-Golgi network. Lineage: Eukaryota; Metazoa; Chordata; Aves; Casuariiformes; Dromaiidae. The transcript has 6 exons. Bases 153 to 923 code for a protein of 256 amino acids. The record is from RefSeq and is a predicted model, not a curated record. Gene Ontology annotation, biological process: vesicle fusion with Golgi apparatus; regulation of ER to Golgi vesicle-mediated transport; endoplasmic reticulum to Golgi vesicle-mediated transport.
GGUCUCCCUGGCAACGCGCGGGCGCGGCGGCGCAUGCUCGGUGGCGGCGCGGCCCCGUGGCCCGGAAGCGGUGCGGCCGCGCCGUGACACGUCGCAGCGGCCGGGCGGCGGGGUGCGGGCCGGGCCGGGCCGGCGGCGCCAGAUCGCUGACCAUGUCCGGGUUCGACAGCUUCAACGCGGACUUCUUCCAGACGAGCUACAGCAUCGACGACCAGGCGCAGCCCUAUGACUACGGCGGCAGCGGGGGGCCCUACAGCAAGCAGUAUGGAGGCUAUGAAUAUUCUCAGCAAAGUGGAUUUAUCCCUCCAGAAAUGAUGCAACAGCAGCAGCCUUACACAGGGCAGAUUUAUCAGCCAACGCAGACGUAUACUCCAACUUCAGCACAGUCUUUUUAUGGAAGUAGUUUUGAGGAUGAACCUCCUCUAUUAGAAGAAUUAGGGAUCAAUUUCGACCACAUCUGGCAGAAGACACUAACAGUGCUGCACCCAUUAAAAGUAGCAGAUGGCAGCAUCAUGAAUGAGACUGAUUUGGCUGGACCAAUGGUCUUCUGUCUAGCUUUUGGAGCCACGUUAUUACUGGCUGGUAAAAUUCAGUUUGGUUACGUGUAUGGAAUAAGUGCAAUCGGAUGUUUAGGGAUGUUUUGUCUCCUGAACUUAAUGAGCAUGACGGGUGUCUCAUUUGGCUGUGUUGCCAGUGUCCUUGGAUACUGUCUUCUUCCUAUGAUCUUACUUUCCACUUUCGCAGUUGUAUUUUCAUUGCAGGGAAUGAUGGGAAUUAUUCUCACUGCUGGAAUCAUUGGCUGGUGCAGUUUUUCUGCUUCCAAAAUCUUUAUUUCUGCCUUAGCAAUGGAAGGACAACAACUCCUAGUAGCAUACCCCUGUGCUUUAUUGUAUGGAGUCUUUGCUCUUAUUUCUGUGUUUUGAAUAGACUGUACAAAUUGUUGGACUCCAGUGGGCCAAAACGAAAACAUCAACUUGGAACAUUUAGUUGGACCAGAAGCAGCUGCAAACAGCUAUAUAAUAUUGCUAUCAUGAAACUUAGACCUGUUUUGAAUUAUCUGCAACAAUGGAAACAAAUGUCUUGUGUUCACUUUUUUAGGACUUUGAAUACUGUUUUCAAUUGACCUAAGGUGUCUAUAGCUUUAAUAAGUAUUCAUGCUUAUAAAGUUAAUGUAAUUUCUUUCCCAUUCCUAAAUCUUUGGAAAAGUAACUUUUGUUUAUUUGAGGGUGUUUUUUUGGGGGGGGGGAGUGAGUAAGGGAGGGAGAAGGGUUGCAGUUAUACUUGAUAGAUUUUUAUCAGCAAAGGUAAAUAAAACCACAGAUGUAAAUUUGAGUUUCUCUUUGAAUUAAUCUGCGGUAAUAACCUAUUUCCCAUCCCCUCUUACAAAAACCAAAAUGCACAAAAGAACUCAAGCAAUUAGAACAUUUUCUAUAUUAUAAAAAAUACACUCUUAAGCUCUUUGGUCUCUUA